Piliocolobus tephrosceles (Ugandan red Colobus) is the source of this 1803-nucleotide messenger RNA. It is a transcript of the gene STK40, whose product is annotated as serine/threonine kinase 40. The coding region runs from base 224 to 1018 and encodes 264 amino acids. Lineage: Eukaryota; Metazoa; Chordata; Mammalia; Primates; Cercopithecidae. The record is from RefSeq and is a predicted model, not a curated record. The transcript has 7 exons. Gene Ontology annotation, molecular function: ATP binding; protein kinase activity. Gene Ontology annotation, biological process: protein phosphorylation.
GAGGGAGCGGUGCGUCACUUCCGUUGUCAGGUGGCGGCGCCGCAGCCAUGGAGGGAGGCGGCGGCGGCGGCGGCGGCUCGGUUGGCUGCGCUGGAAGGCGGCGGUGAGCGACUCGCACGCCCCCAGCCCGGCCCCGGCCCCCCGGGACGGAGAGCCGAGCAGCCCUGGCUCUGGGCUACGGACUAUGGGCGAACAGCUCUGACCACCCGGCGAAGAGCUGAGAAUGAAGCGGAGAGCAUCAGACAGAGGAGCUGGGGAAACGUCGGCCAGGGCCAAGGCUCUAGGAAGUGGGAUUUCUGGAAAUAAUGCAAAGAGAGCUGGACCGUUCAUCCUUGGUCCUCGUCUGGGCAACUCACCGGUGCCAAGCAUUGUGCAGUGUCUGGCAAGGAAAGAUGGCACGGAUGACUUCUAUCAGCUGAAGAUCCUGACCCUGGAGGAGAGGGGGGACCAAGGCAUAGAGAGCCAGGAGGAGCGGCAGGGCAAGAUGCUGCUGCACACCGAGUACUCGCUGCUCUCUCUCCUGCACACGCAGGACGGCGUGGUGCACCACCACGGCCUCUUCCAGGACCGCACCUGUGAAAUCGUUGAGGACACAGAAUCCAGCCGGAUGGUUAAGAAGAUGAAGAAGCGCAUCUGCCUCGUCCUGGACUGCCUCUGUGCUCACGACUUCAGCGACAAGACCGCUGACCUCAUCAACCUGCAGCAUUAUGUCAUCAAGGAGAAGAGGCUCAGCGAGCGGGAGACUGUGGUCAUCUUCUACGACGUGGUCCGCGUGGUGGAGGCCCUGCACCAGAAGAACAUCGUGCACAGAGACCUGAAGCUGGGGAACAUGGUGCUCAACAAGAGGACACAUCGGAUAACCAUCACCAACUUCUGCCUCGGGAAGCAUCUGGUGAGCGAGGGGGACCUUCUGAAGGACCAGAGGGGCAGCCCUGCCUACAUCAGUCCUGACGUGCUCAGUGGUACGUGUGUGUGCCAGGCAGUGGGCCUCCAAGCUCAGUAUAGCCAGGCUCUGUGACAAUCCACUCAGCAAAUCUGUGGGCAGGCCCUGGGCAAGGUGCUGGCGCUUCACUGGGGGCCCAGACCAGUACUGUCCCUCCCCAUACAAAAUGUUUGGUCUGUUGGAGGUGGAAGGCGUAACGAUAACACGAAUGCAUGUUUAAUUCCUCUGAGAUUAGUGCUAGGGAGGAACAGGAUUGCCGUGAGCGUGGAUGAAGGGUGCUUGAAGGACUUUCCCCACGAGGUGACAGUUGAGCUAUGAUCUUAAGGGGAACUAGGAAUUCCCUGGGUGUGUUGUGACUGGGCUGAGGCGGAGGGUCCCAGAGGCAGCACAGCACAUUGGAGCAAUUGCAAGCUGCUCAGAAAUGAGCCUGGUUCAAGAGGAAGCCAGAGAGGUGCGCAGGGGCCAGAUCAGGCAAGGCCUGGCGUAGGCCUCGUUAAGAGACGUCAUCCCUUACUUCAAGUGCGAGCGGAAGCCUUUGAACAGUUCUCAACUGAGCGUGCCACUGUGAGUUUGCGUUUCAGAGCCCUCACUCCCUGUCUUUGUUCACUCAUUCUGUUACUAUUUGCUGAGGGCCACCCAGGCCCAAAGCUCUGUUCUAGAUACUUUGGAGACAACAGUGAACAAAGUAGAUAAACAUCGCUGCCUUCAUGGAGCUGACUUUCUAGUGGGGAUGAGACAGAUAAUACACAAAACAAAUAAAUAACUUACGGGCCGGGCGCAGUGGCUCCCGCCUGUAAUCCCAACACUUUGGGAGGCUGUGGCGGGCAGAUCACAAGGUCAGGAGUUCGAGACGAGCCUGG